UAUAGUCUUUGGACUUCUAGGGUAUAUAUGAUGGAUAUGCUGAUAUGCAUGCGAAAUCAGCAUGUUGGCAAGACCAACAAAAGGCGAACGGAAGAUCGAGCUUUCGCUCGCUGUCAGUUCUGCUUGUUCCAUGUGGUGUUCAUAUCUUUUUUCCUCCUUAUCCCUUCGAGGUCACUUUCCAGGGGUUGCGGCGUCCGACUGUUGGACCUGACGAUGCUUGGGACGCAGGAAGCGGGCUGCGGACCCACAGGAAGAGGCUGAGAAUAUGAGUGAUUCAGCUUGAUUGGGUGGACAGGUGGAUGUUGGCAUGAGUAACCUUUUGGAGGGAGGGAGGGAGAGAGAGAGAGAGAGAGAGCACCCCCGAAAGCCUGUUGAAGCCUAAAAAGUAUCCCGGCCCUUUAAAACUGUCUCUACGAAAUCAAGUAUCAUGGCAUAGCUAAUUCUGGUUUGUGGAAAAGCAUUUUUGCAGUGGAAAUUAGAGGUACGCCCAAUUGUUUAGAGACAGUUUUCUGCAAAAGGCCACUCCCACCAUGGCCAUGCUGAUUUUUCACGUGCAUUAAAAAGUACAGUCAAGUCAAACCAACCAAAACUUUAGUCCUGUAGGGAGGUCAGGUGUGUUCUUUUGUAGAAGCGCUAUGCUCACCCCAAUAUGCUCCAAACUCUUCAAUCAAAUCACGCCCAAAUUCCCAAUCUUGUCAAGCAUUUGUCCCUGCCGAUCUUUCUCUUUCUGCCCUUUUUGCUCGAAUCAAUCCAGCAUCCACUUCGAAACCUCCAGGCGGCGACUCACGGCGCCCCUGCAGGAGGGACCGGGUGGCGUUCUUCGACGGACGCUGGUGGAGAGACCGAAGGUGACGCGUUGGACCUGUUCACCUGGCAACAGACAUUGGAGAAAAGACCCAACUCUUCGUCAUGUGGAUAGUUUGCAAGUGGACAGUCUGCUUUCUGGAACAGUGAUGCAAGGUGCUUCAUUUGUACAAUCGAUUGAUGACUCACUUUUUUGACACCAUCGUCAACUGGCGCCUGGCUCCGUAUGAGCAAGGGGAACCCCCUGUGGGGCCGCCUUAUGUAGGGUCGCAUAGUGCAGCCUUGAAUAUGAGGUUUAGGGGGAAUCAUGCAUAUACCUGGAUCUUCCAAC
Durusdinium trenchii is the source of this 1135-nucleotide messenger RNA. The record is from the annotation of a GenBank genome assembly. Lineage: Eukaryota; Dinophyceae; Suessiales; Symbiodiniaceae.